Messenger RNA from Dioscorea cayenensis subsp. rotundata (Guinea yam), 2475 nucleotides. Its product is annotated as cucumisin-like. NCBI's taxonomy places the organism in Eukaryota, Viridiplantae, Streptophyta, Magnoliopsida, Dioscoreales, Dioscoreaceae. The record is from RefSeq and is a predicted model, not a curated record. Bases 14 to 2320 code for a protein of 768 amino acids. The transcript has 11 exons. Gene Ontology annotation, molecular function: serine-type endopeptidase activity. Gene Ontology annotation, biological process: proteolysis.
GGCCAUUGACAAGAUGACCACUUUUCUCUUCCUUAUUGUGUUUUCUUGCCUUGCAUUGUCUUUUCAGAGCUAUGGAGAUGAGAGAAAGGUUCAUAUUGUUUACAUGGGAGGACGCUCCAAAGGAGUCUCAUCAUCAUCACUUUCUUCAAUCCAUCAUUCAAUGCUUAAUAAAGUUCUUUCCAGUGGUGUUAGCUCUUCAGAGUCAAUUGUCUAUAGCUACGGAAGGAGUUUCAAUGGGUUUGCUGCAAGGUUAACAGAUGAGGAAGUUGAAAAAUUAUCAGAGAUGGAUGGGGUGGUCUCUGUACUUCCAAAUACCAAAUUCCAGCCCCACACAACCAGAUCCUGGGACUUCAUGGGUCUCACUAGGAACUUAUCUUUAAGGUACCCUAAUCAAGGGAAUGUCAUUGUUGGGGUCUUAGACACUGGAAUUUGGCCUGAAUCUGAAAGCUUUAGUGGUGAUGGUCUUGGUUCUCUACCAUCAAAAUUUAAAGGUACAUGCCAGACCGGAGGAACCAAUUUUACUUGCAACAAUAAACUCAUCGGAGCUAGAUAUUACAAUGCCGACAAUUUCUUCGACCCAAGGGAGUUCAAAUCACCAAGAGAUGCAAUAGGCCAUGGAACUCACACCUCUUCCACUGCCGCCGGCCGGGCAGUGGGCGGUGCGAGCUACUUCGGCCUCGCCGAAGGUGAAGCUAGAGGAGCAGUCCCCGAAGCCAGGAUAGCAAUGUACAAAGUGUGCUGGUUAGGCUAUGGUUGCUCUGGAGCCGAUAUUUUGAAAGCUUUCGACGAUGCCAUAGCCGAUGGAGUUGACAUUAUCUCUGUUUCACUUGGGUCUGGCUUCCCAUUUGAAUAUUAUGAGGAUCCGAUAGCGAUCGGAUCCUUUCAUGCGAUGAAGAAUGGGAUACUCACCUCAAACUCUGCGGGGAAUGCAGGUCCUUUUCCCAUCUCCGUAGCAAACUAUGCUCCAUGGAGUUUGACGGUAGCUGCUAGCAGCAUCGAUAGGAAGUUCGUCUCCAAUGUGGUUCUCGGCAAUGGCAACACUUACAUUGGAAUAGCCAUCAAUAGUUUCAACCUUGGUAACUCAGUGUCUCCUCUUAUCUACGGUGGAGACGCGGUGAAUGUCUCCACUGGGAGUUCGGAACUAAUCUCGAGUUAUUGCUUUGAUGGGUACAUGAACUCUCAAAAAGUGAAAGGAAACUUGGUUCUUUGCAAUGGGUUGUUCGGAGAAGAGGGAAUUCCCAAUGCCGAUGGGUUGGGUGUCAUUUUGAGCUCUGACAACUACAAAGAUGUAGCCUUUAAUUUUCGGCUUCCGGCCACUGUCUUGAGUUCUCAAGAUGUUCAAGAGGUUCUUGCCUACAUAAGAUCUAGCAGCAAUCCUAUUGCAACAAUUAAAAUGAGCGAUGAGUGGAAUGAUACACUUGCUCCGACAGUCGUUUCCUUCUCCUCCAGAGGCCCUAAUCCGAUCACUCCUGAUAUUCUAAAGCCUGACUUAACUGCGCCUGGAGUAGACAUCAUUGCAGCAUGGUCUCUAGCAGCCAGCCCCACCUUCAACCCUGAAGACCAAAGGAUUACUAAGUUUAACAUCAUUUCAGGCACCUCGAUGUCUUGCCCUCAUGCUACUGGUGCUGCCGCCUAUGUCAAGUCUGCCCACCCUUCCUGGUCUCCUGCAGCAAUCAAGUCUGCUCUCAUGACCACAGCAACACCAAUGGAUUCAAGAAAGAAUGAAGAUGCAGAGUUUGCAUAUGGAGCUGGCCACAUCAAUCCUGUAAAAGCUGUUGACCCAGGACUCAUAUUUGAUGCAUCAGAGCAAGAUUACAUCACAUUCCUUUGCAAACAAGGUUACAACACAAGCACACUCCAACGUCUCACAGGUGACAACUGCACUUGCAAUGGUAUUGCACCAGGGAAAGCUUGGAACCUCAACUACCCUUCCUUCUCCCUCUCUGUGCCAGACAAUGGCUAUGCACUUGGAUCCUUUUAUAGAACUGUUACUAAUGUUGGAUUUCCAAACUCCACAUAUUAUGCCACUGUUUUUGCACCAGAAAAUCUCAAGAUUUCAGUUGAGCCUGCAAGUCUUUCAUUCACCCAAGUUGGGGAGAAGAAAUCAUUUGUUGUGAAGGUUGAUGGUGGGAAGUUGUUUCAGCAACCUAUCAUGUCUGCAUGUAUAACUUGGUUUGAUGGAGUGCACAGUGUGAGAACUCCUGUUGUUGUGUUCACAACUGUUCUUCCUCUUCCUUUCAAUGUUGAUCAGGGUGCUGAUUUGAGGUCCAUUGGCAAAGCAAACUUCCCUCGCUUGAAUGGGAAUUUGAUGGGAAAUUAGUUGGUUUUGGUGAUCUUUUUAGCUUAUUUUGAGUUGUUCUGUGGAAAAUAAAGUCUGUCUGGACUUGAUUAUUGACCUAUGCUAUGUAUGGUCAAGCUCUUUCUUGUGUUGUCUUAAUGAUCAUUAAUAUAAUUGUCAUGUGUUUUUUUUUUUAA